Messenger RNA from Mya arenaria, 4734 nucleotides. Its product is annotated as pappalysin-1-like. Gene Ontology annotation, molecular function: metallopeptidase activity. The transcript has 22 exons. Bases 60 to 4694 code for a protein of 1544 amino acids. Lineage: Eukaryota; Metazoa; Mollusca; Bivalvia; Myida; Myidae. The record is from RefSeq and is a predicted model, not a curated record.
AACAAUGCUGCGGAUAACAUGUAAACAUUUCAGUUUGUAAUAAAAGUUUUCUGAAAAUUAUGUCAACGAUGAGCACAGUUUGUUAUACGUUAGACCAGCUCCUGGUGGUCGUUUUUACUUUCGCGUUAAUAUCCACGAGAUUUUCAAACGCAGACGAAUAUUCAUCGCAGCAAGCAACGAGAAAAAAUCGUCUGCUUGAACGACAUCCCCGUGAUGUCGCGAGCAGUCGUGCGAGUGUUCGGAACACACUCGGAAAUGUACUACUCUUUACCGGCAAAGGCGAGUUUAUCCGAUUGCGUGGAUACAAUGACGACACUGAUGACGUCAGAGACUUCAUCUUGCCAAAUAAGGAGUUUUCCGCUCAGGUCUGGGUGAAACCGGAAGGAGGGCAAUACAGAUAUACUCCUAUCUUAGAUGUGUUUGACGAAUGUAAGAAGUCGUCUAGUUACGGUUGGUCGCUGGGUAUCGCUCUUCCAGAUCACACGCGAGACAGUGCGAGAUUUGUAUUCACCGUCUUCCAAGAUGGCACCCGUCGCGCCACGGACGUGUUCGCGCACCGUCCGUACAACCACAACGUCUGGACGCACGUUGCUGUGACGUUUGAUGGCAUCUACGCGCGGCUUUACGUCAAUGGCGCGGAAAUAACGGCUAAAGCGGAGCGAGAGGGCGUGGUUUUCAGGGACGCGUUUGCCAAAUGCGUGGGAAUGUUCCUUGGUGGUUCACCUGACGAUGACAUUUAUUUCCGUGGAAGAAUUGCCGGGUUAAAACUAUGGAGUAGAAAGUUGGAUCACUCUGAAAUCGUCAACGAAAUGAAAGACGUUUCAUUUGAAAAACCUGACCCUAGUUUGGUUGUUUCUGAUAUUUUUGCCGAUCUUGAAAACUGGGAAGUUCUGUCGGAUGCAAUCCCGUACCUAGCUACCUCUGACAUACAACUUCCGGUUCACACGGUCCGGUUGGAGGCGCCAUCUUGCGGACGGACGGUCUGCGAUGAUCCGGAAGUGGUUUUGAGUUACGUCAAUAAUACAGACCUCAGAGAUCGGAAACGUAUAAAGUACCGCAUAGUUAACGUCAUGGGAUCCAACGGGAAGAAUCCCCCUGUCUCAGACAAAGCCAUCUACGAACAGCACAAAGCAUUGAACAAGGCAUUUGAGCCGUACAAUGUAAGAUUUGAACUCGACCAAAUUGACGUGCAGAAUUCCACACUCGCAGAAAAGGUGGUCAUGUUUGACUGCGCUCCAUUCAUGGUGGGAAACGGUCAUUGUGAUGUCGAGUGCGCCCACUCGACCACCGGAAAUGACGGAGGCGAUUGUGACCAGGUUAAAUCCGAAUGUGCUCCUCGGUUGCUAGGCAACGGCGUGUGUGACUCUGAAUGCAACAAAGCAUACCAUAACUAUGACAACGGUGACUGCUGCCUUCCAGAUAUCAAAGAUGUAGCAAUGUGUCUCGAUCCUGUCAGCACUUUACGCGGGUUCGUGCACGUGGACGAGAUAAAACAGUGGGUCGGGCUAAGUGGUGGUGAUGCAAUCAAUGUCUACAUUGUGACGUCAUCAUGGAACGCGCGCACGUUCAGGGGCGUGUCUACGUAUCCAUGGGAGAAGAACGUUUACACAACUAUGGGGGGUCUGGUUCUACAUGCGGCCACCUUGGGAAGCCCCGAAACGUUCCUGACACUCGUGCACGAGAUGGGCCACGCGUUGGGCCUCUGGCACGUGCACAGGGGUGUGUCCGAGAUGGCAUGUGACGACCCGUGCUACGAGAACAAGCCGUCAAUGAACCUUGGUGAUCUUUGUUCCGACACAAAUCCCACUAUCCGGAAUAGCCGCUGUGGCGACCCGUUACCUAGCAACGCCGACACGUGCGGGAAACAACGGUUCGUUGAUACGCCAUAUCGAAACUACAUGGGUUAUGCGGACGACACUUGUGUAUCAGAGUUUACGCAGCAGCAAGUUGCCCGGAUGCACUGCUACCUUGACCUUGUGUAUCAACCAAUGAGGGACAUGAAACGACCUUCACCUGUACCCCUCGCACCUAAGGUCUUAUCCGCGGGUGAUGGGAGUGUGCAGCUGGUGUGGCUGGAACCGCUGGGUCUCGGAACAGGAUGUGACGUCACAGACGCACUCCACCAGUACGCCGUGAGCGCCACUUCUUCACACACCGGCGUCCGCUGGGAGCCACAUCAGGCUACAGGCUUUCCAGACGCUGAGAAGUGCUCUAACAAUUCUUACACGUGGCGGCCUUUCCACUCUGACCUUCACCCCGCCUGUGACCUUGAACCCUGCUGGAUACAGCUUACAUUCCAACAGCCUGUAAAACCUACGAGACUGAGUAUCUGGGUGACGGAUAUACGAGAGGACAUGAACUUGGUGGUGCAACUGCUGUCACCGGAAGGGACGGUUGCCGGCGAGGCGGAAGUGCCGGCGUUUUGUGACGUUGAGGCCACCGUUACGUUUGACGUUGACUUGAAAGUGGACAAGGUCCGCAUCGUCACCGAGGAUAGUUACCUGGCUAUUGAUGCCGUCGAGCUGGUUUCCAGUCCGGGAUUCCCGGACUGCAUGAACCGGAAGCCGCCAAAAUACCGCCUUAUUCGCAGUCCGCCACUUCCGGCUGGAGAUGAAGUCGUGGAGGGAACUGAAUAUGUGGACACGAGCGUACAAAAAGAUGUGCAGUACCGAUACGCCGUUGAUGUAUUGCAGGGCACAAGAGCGAGCGUAACGUCACCGGAACUUGUGUACACGCACGGGGCCGCGUUCUGUGGAAAUGGACUCGUUGAUAGCGGGGAAGAAUGUGAUGACGGGAAUGCGGCGGAUGGGGACGGCUGUACACUCUACUGUCGCCUGGAGGACAACUUCCGGUGUACAGGUUCCCCGAGUUUAUGCAGCACAGAAGCCCGGGACAAGAACAAGUGCGACAACUCUGACGGCAAGGGCAGGUGCGAGUUAACCGCCCCUGAAGAGUUCAUUGACCAAUGGGCUUUCGAUGCUGUCACCAAUCCGGAACACGAGACCACCGAGUGUCCCGCUUCCAUGGUAACCGGCAAACCAGAUCGUUUGGAGAAAUGUUCCUCCCAGCCGGACCCAGCGUUCUGGAGGCCAUGCCGUGAAGCCCUUGAAGUCACGGGUUAUUAUUGGAUCCAGGUUGACAUUUACAAACCAGUAGUCGCCACGGCCGUGCUGAUCCAUCUGGGUUCGGACGGACGGACGGUGUACGACCAGCAGACCAAGUCGCUGUACGUGGAACUGGUGUCGGCGGACGGCCGCCUGGUGGCACUGGGGGCGGAACAUCCGGCCAACUGCGAGAACAACCCGGUGCAUGUCCCCGCCGUGCAGGACCUCAGCAAACCAUUCAUCCUAACUAAAGGCGUACGUAUCAGUUUUACGUUCUCAAGUCUGAGCAUCCACGCCGUCCGGGUCCGUUCCUCGCCGCUCAUCAACCCACCGGAAGUUGCGUCAUGCACACGCGAUCAGCUGUACAACACGCGCGCAGGCGUUUGCGUCAGUGACACAUGCGCGAAGGUCACGUGUGGAGAGUUUCCGGUCAAGCACGGGGAGGCGGUGUGCUCGGGGAGUAGUGAGGGAGACACGUGCAAAGUACAAUGUAGUGACGGAUACUACCUUGAGGGUCAUGCCAACAAGGCUACGUGUGUUGACGGCACCUGGCGGACCCUGUCCCCGCUCACGUGUGCGCCUGUUGAUUGUGGGCGCCCGGAAAUAGACCUGGCCACCGUCGCUUGUCCGGAGGGGACAACGUAUGCCAAGAAGUGUGUUUUCAAGUGUGAUAAACCCGCGGCUCUCGUUGGUGACGAUGCCAGCAUCACAUGUUUGCGGUCCGGGAGCUGGUCACCUGCCCUGGCCUCUUGUGACGUGCAGUGUGAGGCGCUGGGCGGCGUACGCUACUUAAACGGGAAGUUGAAGACAUCGGGUUGCAGUAAAGGGCCACAGGGGGUCGGGCAGCUCUGCAAGGUCAAAUGUCUGGACAGUUUCCACGUGGAGGGGCGUGGCAGUAAGCGUCGAUACCUCCAACUGAUGUGUGACGAAGACGGACAAUGGCAUGGUCCCACGUGCGUUCCUAUCACGUGUCCGCCACUUCCGGUCAAGUACACAGGCGCUGUCACGUGCACACGUGGUCUCCAACUUAAGUCUACAUGUGUUAUGAACUGUUCUAGGGAACCGCAGGUAUUGAAGCAAAAGAUACGGUGCGAGGGAGACGGUGCAUGGAGCUCCGACCUGGAGCCGUGUUCCAUCAGGGCUACCUGUCCGCCGCCCGUCACUUCCGGAGGCGUUAUGUUCGACUGUACCAAGGAUGAUCCGGAUGUAUGUUCGGUUCGAUGCGGUCGGGACAAACAAGCCGCGCUAAAAACCCCUUCAUCUAGCGGACCGGAGGAGAGUUUGUUUGCCCCCUGGAGCGGGGAUCAGGUCACGUGUACUGUUAUACAACUGUGGGAACCGCCCCUAGAGGAUAUACAUUGUGUACAGCAGUGUAACGAGUUUUCCGUUGGGGACGGUUUCUGCGACGGCACCAACAACCGAGCAGCGUGUGGUUGGGACGGCGGCGACUGCUGUCCGUCCACGGUGUACGGCGGUGUGGUGUACACCUUCCCGGAAGAUUGCACCUAUCCAUGUGAAUGCAAGGACCCGCUUGCGAUCGAAAAUAGACGCCGAAAACGAAGACAUAAACAUUUCUACACAAGACGCUGAAUUUUAUAAGCCUGUUUAUAGUGCCGUUGAGUAAAAAUUG